This is a messenger RNA of Sclerotinia borealis F-4128, 888 nucleotides long. The record is from the annotation of a GenBank genome assembly. NCBI's taxonomy places the organism in Eukaryota, Fungi, Ascomycota, Leotiomycetes, Helotiales, Sclerotiniaceae.
AUGCCUGCCGAAACUUCCAACGACUUCAUUGAUAACCCUAUACAGGGACCUGCAGAGGGGAGUAUCGACAAAUAUCCAUUGGAGAGAGAUUUUCAAGCAUCCACACGCUUGUACCUUCAACACUUUAUCUGCAAAAGACAACUAGGACACUUGUUGCAGCCAUGCAUCCCAUUGACGAACGAAAUCAAAAUCGCUGAUAUUGCUUGUGGCACAGGGAUUUGGCUCGUUGACUUGGCAAAAGAGUUAGCCAAGAACUAUCCAUUGGCCCAACUUCAUGGAUAUGAUAUUUCCACUGCACAAUUUCCUCCAAAGAGAUGGUUGCCUAAAAAUGUCCUCUUGGAUACAUUGGAUAUAUUGAAACCUAUACCGAAAUCUCUACAUGGAGUUUUCGAUGUGGUACACGCAGGAUAUUUGUGCCUAGUUGUGGAGAAGGGCGACCCGUUCCCAAUAUUGGACAAUCUUUUAAAAUUAUUGAAGCCCGGUGGAUACAUUCAAUGGGAUGAUGGUGAUUUCGGCGGCAUAUAUGCGCAAUCAACAGACCCUGGAGAACCCCAUACGGCAAUGGAUGAGUUGAAGAGUCAAGCCCACCGCUUGGUUUCGGGCAAAUAUAAUGACUUUCGCUGGAUCACCGAGUUGGACAAAGCAUUUCAGAAACGAGAUCUGUUCGUGCUGGCCAACCAAUACGUGCCAAUCGAUGAUGAGAUUGCAUAUCCUUGGACAAUGACACAUCUUAUGGCGUCAGUGGAAAUGGGUAGAAUCAUCGAACGCGAGAGGGGUAAUGCCGAAGAAUGGUGGAAUAUGCAUCAUCGUGCAAUUGCCGAGAUGUAUCAUGGCGCAAGUCUUAGAAUGAGCAUGGUCAGUGUGGCAGGGAGGAAACCAGGGGCCUAA